UUUACAGUUUCUUGUUUUCGUUAAACGGUGGGUUUAACUUGUCAACGGCUUCAUCGAUGGAAACCCGGCAAAUCAAAACCUGGUGGUCGGUUUACAGUUUUGGUAUAUGCACUCCCUCGAUGCCAACAGAUUUGAGCUAGCAAAGAAAUUUGGAGUGACAGAGUUUGUGAACCCAAAAGAUCACACGAAACCAGUACAAGAAGUGAUUGCAGAGAUGACAAAUGGAGGAGUUGACAGGAGUGUUGAAUGCACUGGUCAUAUUGAUGCUAUGAUAUCUGCCUUCGAAUGUGUUCAUGAUGGUUGGGGUGUUGCUGUUCUUGUGGGUGUUCCACAUAAAGAUGCUGUUUUCAAGACAAGUCCAUUGAAUCUAUUGAACGAAAGGACUCUGAGGGGAACCUUUUUUGGAAACUAUAAACCUCGAUCCGAUAUUCCUUCUGUGGUUGAAAAGUAUAUGAAUAAGGAACUUGAGUUGGAGAAGUUCAUUACACAUGAAUUGCCAUUUUCUGAGAUCAAUAAGGCUUUUGAUUUGAUGUUUAAAGGUGAAGGUCUUCGAUGCAUAAUUCGGAUGGGUGAAUAAAUGGAGAGGAAAGUUUUUAAAAAUGUUGUAUAAUAGUAGCUCAUAUUUCAUAUAAUAACACAUCAAGUGUCUUCUGUAAUCUUAUUAUGUACGCAGUGUUUCUGUGUUGGGAUCCUGACUUUAUGAGUUUAUAUAUUCCAUUGAUUAUUAGUUAGUUCACUUCUCUUGG
Molecule: messenger RNA, 746 nt
Organism: Lactuca virosa
Lineage: Eukaryota; Viridiplantae; Streptophyta; Magnoliopsida; Asterales; Asteraceae
Source: the annotation of a GenBank genome assembly